Molecule: messenger RNA, 480 nt
Organism: Cooperia oncophora
Lineage: Eukaryota; Metazoa; Nematoda; Chromadorea; Rhabditida; Trichostrongylidae
Source: the annotation of a GenBank genome assembly
AUGUUCUCGACGAACCCAGACGGGUUUUGGAUCACGUUCGUGGGACAAACCAUCGUUGGCGCAUCGCAGAUGUUCACUCUUGGCAUUCCACCCCGACUGGCAGCCGUCUGGUUCGGACCUAAUGAAGUUUCUACCGCUUGCGCAGCUGGUGUCUUUGGAAAUCAGUUGGGUAUCGCUGCCGGAUUCCUCAUUCCACCGCUUAUCGUCAGAAACGGCACCCAAGAGGAAGUCUCCACUCGACUCACCUAUCUAUUCUUGUGCUCAGCCUUACUGAAUACUGCCAUUUUCGCUAUGAUCGUCUGCUCAUCAAAAGAUGAAGAGCUUUUAGUUUUCUCGGCCCGACCGCCUACUCCACCAAGUCUGGCUCAGAUCACGGCACAAGAAGAAAAAGCUCUCGAUAGCAAUUUCUGGCGAACACUGGCAAAACUCAUGCUCAGCAAGGAUUUCGUGCUGUUGUUCGUGACAUACGCAGUUGUUUAG